CACCUUCAGUCUUCACAAAACAAAACAGGGGAGAAAGUCCAGCAGAGAGAUAAAAAAUGUCGGGCUCCAAAUUUAUUUUAGUAAUUUCCGCAACCGUAGCUUUACUGGUAUUUGCUUCAUCGGUUUUUGCAGACGACGUCGUUGUCCUCACCGAGGACAACUUUGAGAAGGAGGUCGGCCAAGAUCGCGGCGCGCUUGUCGAGUUCUACGCCCCCUGGUGUGGGCAUUGUAAAAAGCUUGCUCCAGAGUAUGAACGGCUUGCCUCAAGUUUUAAGAAGACAAAAUCUGUUUUGAUCGGAAAGGUGGACUGUGAUGAACAUACAAGUAUCUGCAGCAAAUAUGGUGUUGCUGGAUACCCCGCAAUUAAAUGGUUUCCCAAAGGGUCCUUGGAACCCAAAAAGUACGAAGGUGCACGCACUGCAGAAGAACUUACUGAGUUUGUGAAUUUUGAAGGAGGAACCAAUGUGAAGAUGGCUGCAAUUCCAUCUAAUGUUGUGGUACUAACACAGCGUAAUUUUAAUCAGGUCGUGCUGGACGAAACAAAAGAUGUUUUAGUUGAGUUCUAUGCACCAUGGUGCGGCCAUUGCAAACAACUCGCUCUGACAUAUGAAAACGUUGCAACGGCAUUUAAAUUGGAGGAAGGUGUAGUUAUUGCUAAUCUUGAUGCUGAUAGAUACAGAGAUUUGGCUGAAAAGUAUGGAGUAAAUAGUUAUCCAACUCUGAAAUUCUUUCCAAAGAGCAACAAAGGUGGUGAAGAUUAUGGUGGCGGACGGGAUUUGGAUGACUUUGUGACUUUCAUCAAUGACAAAUGUGGUACUAAUCGUUAUGGGCAAGGGAAGCUUACUUCAAAAGCUGGAAUAGUUGCUGCUUUGGAGAACUUGGUUAAAGAGUUUAUCAGUGUCAGCAAUGACGAGAAGAAAGCAGCAGUCCUUGCCCGAAUGGAAGAAGAAGUAGGAAAGCUUGAGGGUGCCAAUGCAAGAUAUGGCAAGAUCUACUUGAAAGGUGCCAAGAACUGUGUGGAGAAAGGUGCGGACUAUCCCAAGAAGGAAAUUCAAAGGCUUGAACGUAUGCUUGAAAAGUCAAUCAGUGAAGUAAAGGCAGAUGAAUUCACUCUGAAGAAGAAUAUCUUGUCAUCCUUUGCUUGAUCCAUGAUAGGAGAUUAGAAGACACAAGUGAAAUCACAUCCUUAUUUUGCUUGGAAUUGUGGGAGCUUUUCCCGGAAAAGUGCUGUUGUGGUGGACUCAUGACUCACUUUUCAGGUUUUAGCAGCUCAAGGUUUUCUCUCUCUUUUUUUUUUUUUUUUUU
Jatropha curcas is the source of this 1305-nucleotide messenger RNA. RefSeq names its product putative protein disulfide-isomerase A6. Gene Ontology annotation, cellular component: endoplasmic reticulum. Gene Ontology annotation, molecular function: protein disulfide isomerase activity. Gene Ontology annotation, biological process: protein folding. Lineage: Eukaryota; Viridiplantae; Streptophyta; Magnoliopsida; Malpighiales; Euphorbiaceae. The record is from RefSeq and is a predicted model, not a curated record.